AUGCUUCUAGCUGCUGGUUCUCCUGAACAAACGCAAGUGAUUGAUGUCUUUCCUGAGGAUGUCAUUGAUGCAGGUAGCUCACCUGAUUCUUUCACUAUUGCUGAGAUAAAUACCUCAGAUAAGAGAGACACACUUGACUCUGAACAUUCGGAUACCAUACCAAUAAUUACCCAUGGAAAUACAAACACACAUAUAUUCAACACUGAAAAUAUAAAAGAUAACAUAGUUGUUUCUGUAAACUCUGAAAACAUAGAGGACAUAACCACACUCCAACGUCAACAUUUAGAUACCUUGGACUCCCCGGAACCUGAAAAUUCAAGCAUACCACCAGAAUUCAAUGCACAAAAGCUGGACAAUACCCACAAGUUAAACCUUGAAAACUCACAGCAAUAUUGCACUGAAAACAUUGACAGGACAGACCUACUCACAUCUGAAUGCAUCACACACACCAUGAAUACUGAAGUGGCAGAUGACUCACAGACAUUCAAAACUAACCACCCAGAUUUCUUACACACUCCUGACACUGAAAACACAGCUGAGCUGGACACCACUUGCCCUGACCAACAGAUUGUUGAUGGUAGUGACUUUUGUGUUGAACCAAUAAGUGACGGUGUCAGCACACAGCCUCAGGAAAAACCUUCCAUGCAUGGCGACCCUUCAGAGUUAAGCAGUGAAAACACUCCUGCCCUGGACAGCUGUUCUCUAGACACUCGGUCAGGUUCUGUUAGUGUAUGUGCUGAAGACCAGGAUGUCUUAACCACACCAGUUAGCCUCCCCCUCCUCCUCACCUGUGCAGGUGACCAGCUGAGUGACAUGGGAGGAGCCCCAGGUCAGACCUGCUCAGCCAAUCACACACCGGCUCAGUUGGAAGUGAACCAGGGGGAGGGAGAGGCACUCACACUCACCCAGGCGAGUAUUGAGAAGGUAACUCAAGCCCAGCGCGAUGGCAGCUCACCGACGGAGGGAACCACGCGACAGUUGAUGGAGGAAAACAACGUGGCGGUUUUACCCGAAUAUGAGAGCCUGGAUCUCGAUCCACAGGGCACCAUGGAAGUUCAGAGCGCGGGGCCCAUCUCUGUAGCCAUGGUGUCCACAGAGCCCUUGAGAGCAGUGUUCCAGGCGCUGGAUCAGGAUGGGGAUGGAUUUGUACGCAUGGAGGAGUUCCUGGAGUUUGCUGCUGCAUAUGGAGCUGAACAGGUGAAGGACCUGACUCGGUUUCUGGACCCCAGUGGACUGGGUGUCAUUAGCUUUGAGGAUUUCCACCGCGGGAUCACAGCCAUCAGCAAUGGAGGUUCCGAUCCAGACCUCUACAGACUGGAACUCAAUGCUACAGACGCUGGUGUACCAGCAGAGGAGUAUGAUGAGCAGGCAGAGGUGUCGGACAGUGUGUACCUGGGUUCUGAGAGUGCCUACAGUGAGUGCGAGACGUUCACAGAUGAGGACACAGGCGCGCUCGCUCCCCCCGAGCUGCACGAGGAUGUGGAGACGGACAGCGGCAUCGAGAACACACUCACCGAGGGAGACGACCACCGUAACAGGUUCUCUCUGGGGGCAGAUCUGCAUGGCCACGCCCUGUCAGCCGUGAUUGGCGGGGAGGAGGAGCACUUUGAGGACUUUGGGGAGAGCAACACCUCCGACCUGCUGUUGGCCAAUCACGAGGAGGGGAGACCGGGGCCUGAGGGGGCGGGAGACCCUGAGCCACACCUUCACCCUGGAAGCCCCAACCGCUGCCCUCAAGUCCUGUCACCCAGCGGUGGCGACAUGCCGGCGAGCCUUCAGGCUCUGCUGCAGUCGGAGGCGCUGGACUUCUUCUGCAGCCACUGCCACAAGCAGAUCAGCAGGCUGGAGGACCUCUCCACCCGCCUGCACUUGCUCGAGAUGAAUAGCUCCGGCAAGAGGCUGUCCAGCAAAAAAGCAGCGAGGCUACUCCAGAACAGUGCUCUGGGUCUAGAGGGUAUGGGAGACCUGGGCCAUGGCAUACUGGACCUCUCAGACACAGACAUCACUGACAAGGUGCUGCUGUUGGAGCGGCGUGUGUGUGAGUUGGAGCAGGACUCUGCUCUGAGCGAGGAGCAGCAUUGCCGUCUGCGGCAGGAGAACCUGACACUGGUGCACCGGGCCAAUGCUCUGGAGGAGCAGCUCAAGGAGCAGGAGGUGCGCUCCGACGAAACGCUGCACAUGCACACACGCAAGCACCGCGAUGCCCUGGCCAAGCUGCAGCGCGACAGGGACCUGGAGAUCGAGAACCUCCAGGCCAGAUUGAAUCAGCUGGAUGAGGAGAACAGUGAACUGAGGUCGUGUGUUCCCUGUCUAAAAGCAAACAUUGAGCGACUGGAAGAGGAGAAGCGUAAGCUGCAGGAUGAGGUGGAGGACAUGACCGAGCGGCUGAAUGAAGAGAUGGACUCUCGCAGGAAAAUGGCGGACAAACUAAGCCACGAGCGCCAUAACAACCAGAAGGAGAAGGAGUCGAUGCAGGAGCUGAUUGAGGACUUGCGUAAGCAGCUGGAGCACCUGCAGCUCUUCAAGCUGGAGAUGGAGGCUAAGAGAGGUCGCUCGCCUAGCGCCGGUCUCCAGGAGUACAACACACGCACGCGAGAGCACGAGCUGGAGCAGGAGAUCCGCAGACUCAAACAGGAUAACCGCGGUCUGAAGGAGCAGAAUGAUGAGCUGAACGGACAGAUUAUUAACCUGAGCAUCCAGGGAGCCAAGAGCCUGGUAGCUGAGUCCUUCUCUGACUCACUUGCUGCUGAGAUCAACUCGGUGUCUCGCGGCGAGUUGAUGGAGGCCAUCCACAAGCAGAAGGAGAUCAACUUCAGACUACAGGAUUACAUCGACCGCAUCAUCGUUGCUAUCAUGGAGUGCAACCCCUCUAUCCUGGAAGUCAAGUAGACAUCCUGGCAGCGCCCGUAGCAACGCCCCCCCCUGGAGACGCCUAGAGCAUACUGGUUUCACUGGACGAGUACACACAGAGAUUAAAACUAUGGAGAUGGAUGAGCCUCAACAUUAUCGCCCAUAUUACUGAAGACGAGUGUUAACUGUCAAAGCCAUCAUGUGCGCUUGCGUGCGUGUGUCUGUGUGCAUGUAUGUGUGAGACUGAAUGCUGGUUCCUGUGACGUCCCUUUUUUUUGGGAUGAGGGGCCUUCGUUUCCUCUCUCUCACAUUCUGUAUGUCUGGGUGAGUGUGUCUUGUGAUUGUGCCUUGCAUGGAAGUGCAAUACAUCCAUAUUAUUUUAUUAAUAGACCCCGUUCAUCACUCUACUGGUGGCACUGGCUGAUAUUUAGAUUUCCCGAUAUAUCCCAUAUGAAGCCUUCAAGUAGUGUUGUGCGUGACCUUCAGAGGAUCUGUCUGUCACACUCACACACAGUUGUCAGUGCUGAGAAUACAAGUGUCUUUAUCAGUCACACAUAUCCACGCACACCCUCUUUUCUGUUUGCAGUGUUAAUGUUAAUCCCAGUUAAAUCAGUCACGCCGUUUCACCCACGUGAGGGACCCUGUAGGGGAGAGAGAGGUCCUGAGGGUUAAGGGUUGUGAGAAUGCUUGUGUUUGUUUGGUUGGUUGUCUUUGAAGGGGAUUCCGGAUGAUGACAUAAUCUUUCAAAACGGAUCGCCUGUCAUUAUGUCAUGUUCAUGCACUGGUCUUCAUGUUCUGAUUUUUUUAAAUAUAUAUAUAUAUUUAUUUAUUACAAUGAAGCGGAAUUCAAGUGAUCAAACUAAUGGCAAACCAACAGCACACCUAGCCAACCCACCGGGAGACUGCUUCAAUGCUGUUGCAUAGACAAAAGCAAAGGCUUGUGGGUAGUGUAGUUGCAAUCCUGCGUAGUUCCGCUGAGUGAAAGGAAGUGAGGUCACUGACUGCACAGCUGUUGUAUGUUCAAACUCCGCCUGAGAGAAAAAACAAUGGUGCGCUAAAAUGAUGAUGAAGAGACUUACACAGAGACAGCAGUCACUCUCUGUUUUCAUUUCAUUUCUCUUGCUUUGUUGGAGAAGAUGGGAACAACAAGGACUCUUGAACUUUUCUCUGAAGAUGUGUGUAUAUUUGGAAAAUGAAGGAACGACACAACUCUGUGUCUAGAGGACUGUAGAUGUACAUAAACAUGCACACACACACACACACGCAUAGACAAAUGUGUGUGUUUGUUUGGGAAGUGGUCAGGGAAUCUGCUCUCAGCUCUGGAAAGCGCACAUCCCAACCAAAAGGCUCUGCACGCUCAACCUGACAUCCCACGUCCACCUGGCUCUCUCUGAAGCUGACUUCCAAAAGGCCUUGGUUAAAACUGACUUCUGCCUGUAAAAAUGUAUGUUUUCUAAAUGCUGACUGUACUGUAGGUAUUUUUUGUAGAAAAGUGAGGAGGAAUGGAAAAAAAGUUAUUAUUAUACAUUUUUUUUUGUUCAUUUUGUCUUCCUCUGGGAUGACAUUCCUGUGUGGCAUGUUCUCUACAGAAAGCUGCACAUGUGUCACAUACUUGGUGAUGACAUAUAACAUGUAGAUAUUUAUUCUUGGAACCAUGUGGCUUGCCCAAUCUAACCGCCAGUUUCAAAAGCCCUGGCUUUCCGUGCUCUGUUGCAGGCAGGCAGGAACAAUGAUGAGGGAAUGGCGGCCAGAUUUGUUCCUGUUUGGGAAUGCUGUUGUUCAGAAGAAGUCUCCUACUGGGAGUGCUCUUGUCCUGACAUCCUUUAGAUCACUGGUAGAGUUUUGCACUUCUGCACUCAUUGGGCCUACCCCCUUGCUCCUACCUAAAUGGUUUAAUCCUGAGCCCUUGAUUGGUUGGGCUGUGGAGGAUGAGUCCAUUCUGGCCUCAGGUUAGGGGUCUUGCAGAGGACCACAGGGUUAUACCUGAUGCACUUUAAUGGAGAAGAAGAAGAAAAAAAAAACAGGAAUCUUCAACAAGUCUGUUUCCAACCAAAGAGUGUGUGCAAAAGGCUCAAAGCCUGGUUCCUCACUCAGCUUUCUUGCUCUGACUGGAGUGUGUGUGUUUGUGAGUGCCUCUUCCACCACCUGAUGUUGAGUCAUUCUGAGCGUCUACACUCUCACACACACUCCAUAUUCUGUUCAGUUAUAAAUAUAUUGUGUAAAUAUGCGAAUAAAUGAACUGUCAUACUUUUGUGGACUCACACCUUCGCUUCCAAAGAUGCAAGUAAAGAGCUCACUACUGGAGAAAUCAACCUGCCACUCCAUAUACACAAACAAACAAAAAAAUAAACAAACAACAAACAAACAGCUAAAAAGCAAAUAUAAAACACAUAAUCUCAUUGUUAUGAAGGACUGAAUUGUAAAGUGAAGUUUAUUACCAUUGUGAAGGACACAUGUAUAAAGGCUAAGAUCAGUAUUGUAGAUGUAACACUUAUUGUUUGGGGAAUUAUAGAUUUUCAAGUAAAAUUCUGUAAAGAUGAUAUCCGAAAUAAAAAUAGAGAGAAAUAAAUCACAUUGAAAUACA
Molecule: messenger RNA, 5434 nt
Organism: Clupea harengus (Atlantic herring)
Lineage: Eukaryota; Metazoa; Chordata; Actinopteri; Clupeiformes; Clupeidae
Gene: rab11fip3
Product: RAB11 family interacting protein 3 (class II)
Biological process (GO): regulation of cytokinesis; endocytic recycling
Cellular component (GO): recycling endosome membrane; cleavage furrow; endocytic vesicle
Molecular function (GO): calcium ion binding
Source: RefSeq, a predicted model, not a curated record